AUGGGGGCCCGCGAGCUGGAGGCGGCGGUGGAGCUGGCGCCGGGGGAGGCCCGCGGUAGCGGUACAGAGAAAGGGCAUGCAGAUGGUCAGCCUGUGGUGAUCCUUCUAGGUUGGGCAGGCUGCCAGGACAAAUACCUGGCCAAAUACAGCACAAUCUACAGUCAGAAGGGGUGCACCAUCAUCCGCUACACGGCUCCAUGGAGGAUGAUAUUCUUCUCUGAGACCUUUGGCAUCAGAUCCCUCCUCACCCCAGCCAGGCAACUUCUGGAGCUGCUCUUUGACUACAGCAUUGAAAACAGACCGGUUCUUUUUCAUGUUUUUAGCAAUGGUGGUGUCAUGCUGUACCGUUACAUCAUUGAGGCGCUGCACACUCACAAGUCAUUUAAGAACAUCAAAGUAGCAGGCACCAUUUUUGAUAGUGCCCCUGGCAGAAGAAACUUGAGAGGAGGCCUUCGUGCCUUGGCAACUGUCUUGGUAUCCACGAAUGUGCUGCUCAAGUAUUUCCUCUUAUUGGCUUUUGCUACUACAGCUGUCGUGCUGCGGAUCUUGCUGUACCCAUUGACCCGCUUCAUCCACGAGAGCCAUUACGAUGCCCUGCUGAAAGUGCCCUCGCGGUGGCCUGAGCUUUACCUCUAUUCCCAAGCCGAUGCCAUCAUCAAGGCCAGCGAAGUUAAGCACAUGGUUGAUGCCCGGCAGCAGCUCGGUGUCUCUGUGAAAGCUGUAGACUUCUUGGAUUCGGCUCACGUCAGCCAUAUGCGGGCGUAUCCCACCUAUUACAGCAACCUCUGUACGACUUUCCUGUCUGACUGUGUCAGGGGCUCACCUCGUUAGUGAUGUAAUGACCUCCGGUGUUCGCCUCUGCUUUGCUCAGCUUGUAUGGGAAAUGUCACCCCCUUGGCCUUUGUGUCUUUGAAGGGAGGAAAGUAGAGACUUCUUAGCUCCCCGCUGUUGUGUCGUCCCCCCCAUAUCUACGAGCCUGAAAGCCUCCAGGCUGGCCUUUGGGCCAGCCACGUUAUAGCAGAAAGUAGAUAUGGAUUCAUUUAAAGUACUGAAGGUGAAAUCCUAGCAUGGUUGAAGUUGACAUGCUUUACCAAGGUGUCACAGACCAGAAUUUCACAUGAAGGGUUAUUUGUUUCUUCCUGUCUCCUACUGUUCUUGGCUUUCCAUCUUGUCUCCUUGUGCUUAAUGUCCAAUGUGCAUGUUCUGUUGCCUUGUACUGAUUUUACAAUACAGCUCUUUCAUGUCUGUCUUUGUUGGUUUUUUUCCUCUCUGCCAUUUCUUUUAUCUUGCAGUGAGCAAACAGAAGCAGCUCUGCAGGACUUUUCUCUUCUCUCGGUGCAUCUCAGCUCUUGUUAUACUCCUUGCUGGAGAUCAGGCCCAGAAACCAAGUGUAAGACCUGGAAAAGGUAUGUGCAGGGCAGUAUGACCAGGCUGUCAUCUGGUUCCGUUAAAUAGCUGAGAUAGAGCAGUCAAAGCUCUGAUCCUUGGUGAGAGCUCAAAUGUUUGUGAUAAAUCUUUUGGUCGAAGAACACAAAAGUUAAGUUAACCUUUUUGAAUGUGUCUUGUGUUUUGUUUCUCUUCCUUCCAGUCUUUUGUGUGUUCUCCCGAGUAGUUUUGCUUUCUUGGAGAACUGCUCAUUUAUUACUGUGUGUCUUUGAGCAGUCUAUAUUGUGCAUCUGGAAAUGCAGGGAAACUGGCACAGCUGUAACCCAAAAAUCAGACGUCAGAAAUACAAAGGUGGAACUGCAGAGAAAAAUGAAACUGUCUCUUGGAGCUAUGAUUUAUACUGGGUGUUUCUUAAAUCACUUCCAGCCCACAAAUGACCAUGAAAUUCAAUGUUUUUCCCCAUAAUGUUCUCUUCAGAUGAUCAGUCUUUGCUGUCCGUGCAGCAUGUACUAGUAAUACAAGAAAGUAAUUCCUUCCACCUAGUGAAAAAGUAGCUCAUUGCACUGCACUUCAGCCAUGUUUGGUUUUGGGUUUUGUUGUUUAUUUGGGGGAGAAGCAGGGAUAAAGACAGAGGAGAGCCUGCUAAUAUGUUUACGCCAUGUCACAGCGUUGCAAGCUAAUUAAUAAUGUGGUGGACAGGAUUAGCCAACUUUAAAUUCCCAGUCAAAGAUUGCCAGGAACAGGCUCUGGAGGGCUGUGAUAUGGGCCUGUUUGAACAAGGGGCUGCCCUCGAGAGGUAGGAACAUAAAAAGCACGAGGACUUUUGCAGAUGUUUGCUGCCUGUGGGCUGCUGUGCUUGUCUUGCCCACCCUUGGGGUGCUUGUCAUCCACAAUUACAAAGCACUUGCUGUUCUGAAUCGAAACGCAGAGAGGGAGGUCUCUUGGGAAGCACUAAAAUCAUUUGGAAGCUUAAAACAAGAACCGUAACACCUCACAGAAGUGGAAGCACAGGGUGAGUUGUGGUCAGUGGCCAGCACAACUGUUUUCAGCAGGCUAGUAUGGCAACGCUUAUUUAAAGCAAAGAAUAACCCCAUGUUGGGCAUGGUUUUAAAGGGUGGACUGGGGUGUAUAGGAUAGGUGAGA
Molecule: messenger RNA, 2529 nt
Organism: Gymnogyps californianus (California condor)
Lineage: Eukaryota; Metazoa; Chordata; Aves; Accipitriformes; Cathartidae
Gene: TMEM53
Product: transmembrane protein 53
Exons: 3
Coding region: 1-831 (276 amino acids)
Source: RefSeq, a predicted model, not a curated record